This is a messenger RNA of Capsella rubella, 1498 nucleotides long. RefSeq names its product F-box/kelch-repeat protein At4g14905. The record is from RefSeq and is a predicted model, not a curated record. The coding region runs from base 29 to 1171 and encodes 380 amino acids. The transcript has 2 exons. Gene Ontology annotation, molecular function: protein binding. NCBI's taxonomy places the organism in Eukaryota, Viridiplantae, Streptophyta, Magnoliopsida, Brassicales, Brassicaceae.
CUUUCAUUCUUCCCCUUGCUCUGCGAUAAUGUCACAUUCCGCCGCGAGUUCCGAUGGCUCGUUCGUCGGAGAAUCGUCCGGUAAGAAACCAAUUGAAUCGGCGUCAUCGUCUUCUUAUUCUUCGUCUCUGGAACCACUUUAUGAUGAAAUCGCUGUGAAUUGCUUCGCACGCGUACCGAGAUGUUACUACCCGGCGAUUUCACUCGUCUCGAGGAACUUCAGGCGUCUCAUCGCUUCGCCGGACAUCUACAUCGAAAGGUCAGUGAUUCGCCGCACUGAAAAUGUCCUGUACGUUGCGAUUAGAUCACAAGAUACAAAAGCCCUUAGCUGGUACACACUCAAUCUGAAACCCUUUGGAACAACGGAGCUUAGCCAUAGAUUAGUUCCGGUUCCGUCGUUCCCUUCAAUUCCUAGCUCUGGAGCAAGUAUUAUCUCGGCCGGUUCUGAGAUUUAUGUCAUUGGUGGAUGCAUCAACGGGGAACCAAUAUCCAUUGUCUCUGUUAUUGAUUGUAGAUCUCAUACUAGUACAUUCCUCCCUAACAUGAAGGAGCCACGCAAUUGCGCCGCCGUGGGAUUCAUUGACGGGAAAUUGUAUGUUGUUGGUGGUUGUAACACUCAGUCUAUCAACAGGGUUGAGGCUUUCAACUUCAAGACGCGAACUUGGGAGUCUCUUCCGAGUCUUUGUGAUGAAGACAUAGACCUGCACGGGAAGACGAGCAGUAGUGUUGUGAUGAAUGGUAUGAUUUACGGAUAUGGUGAUAGGAGUAGUUUUGUUUACGAUCCUGAAGAAGGUAGAAUCGGAAGAGACUUGUUGUUGGUGUCAUCCUGGAUGAUGAAGGGUCGUUGCGUCAUUGAUAACAUGUUUUACGCGUUUUUUCGUCUCCGGGACAAUAUGGUUGUAUAUGAUCUAAGUGUGAGGAAAUGGGGACUCUUGUUGGGUCUUCAAGAUUUACGUGAGGUGUAUGAAGGUUGUACAAUGGUGAAUCUUGGUGGGCGUCUUGCGAUUCUGUUUGUCGACCUUACAAAGUGUCCAGCGGAGAUUUGGUGUACAGAGAUUGCAUUGGAGAGGGCAGAAGAAGGAUUUGUUAAUGGGAGGCUCUUGUGGUCUAAUCAUGUGCUUACUUUGACAGGUCCCUUCAUCAUUGAACAAGCUCUAUCCGUAACAGUUUGAAUAUCUCAUGAUAUGUGUUGCAAAGAUGAGUUUGCAGGAACCAAGAACCGAUCUAGUUAGUUAUGUAAGGAUUUUAAGUGUCUGACCUUGGAAUUCAUAUUCUUGUAUGUUGCUGCUUUAAACAUGGAAAACCUCAAAAGUAUUGGAGCAGUUGGUGUGAUAAAGAUGAAGCAACUUAGUAGCUAAUAAACUAUUGAAUGUCCUAUCUUUUGGAUCUUUGGGCUAAAUCCGAGUACUUUUGCAAUUUCUUUCCCUUGGUUCUUGUUUGUAUGCAACUUUAUUGUUUGAUGAAAAGUUCAUAAUUGUGUUACCUACUGUAUUAAUCUC